Messenger RNA from Pan troglodytes (chimpanzee), 8695 nucleotides. RefSeq names its product leucine rich repeat containing 3B (gene LRRC3B). NCBI's taxonomy places the organism in Eukaryota, Metazoa, Chordata, Mammalia, Primates, Hominidae. The record is from RefSeq and is a predicted model, not a curated record. Gene Ontology annotation, molecular function: protein binding. The transcript has 3 exons. The coding region runs from base 810 to 1589 and encodes 259 amino acids.
CCUGGGGGCGCGUGGAGACAAGGAAUGGAGCCCCGGAAUGCCGGGCCCUUGGGUACUUGGGAAGGCAGGCUGCUGAGUGCCUGGGAUGGGGCGAUCUCCCUCCCCAGAAGCAAACAAACCUCCCCGCGAGAAUCUGAAUGCGUUGGCAUCUUGGGUGGUGACUGAAUGGUCAGAUCGUGGACUAGGGAUGCUUCUCCAAGCUCUAAGAGGACCAUAGUCUGCUCUCUUCUCUGGCACCCGCUUGCUUCUACGCUCCUUCACCUCCGCAGCCAGACCUUCCAUGUGCAGGCUUUUCUUACUUUCUCCGCGGGUGCCCUACAGAGGACUCCUGCUGCCUUGUACCAGUUGGGAAAAAGCAAAAUUCAGAGCAGUUCCUUUUUCUGGGUCCCUCGCCUUGGCCACAUCGGAGGAAACGUCGACUCGCCAGGGCUCCCGGGAGAAAUCCCGAGGUCAGUCCCUCCCAUUCUGGGGCACCCCUGGAGCAGCUAGCUCCCUGCCUAGCGGUGGCAAACUCCAGAGCCCCAAGGAGCAGAACGGGGAUUCCCUGCGCGCAGGCUCCUGGUGCAGCUCCUGAGCACAAAGGCCACACCCUCACAGACCAGGCCUGGUGAGAGAGCCGGGCUUCUUCAGAAGUACCUGGAUACCUGAGGUGCCCAAGCAAGGAAAGAAAUAAUGAAGAGACACAUGUGUUAGCUGCAGCCUUUUGAACCACGCAAGAAGGAAAUCAAUAGUGUGGACAGGGCUGGAACCAUUACCACGCUUGUUGGAGUAAAUGAGGAAUGGGCUCGUGAUUAUGCUGACAUUCCAGCAUGAAUCUGGUAGACCUGUGGUUAACCCGUUCCCUCUCCAUGUGUCUCCUCCUACAAAGUUUUGUUCUUAUGAUACUGUGCUUUCAUUCUGCCAGUAUGUGUCCCAAGGGCUGUCUUUGUUCUUCCUCUGGGGGUUUAAAUGUCACCUGUAGCAAUGCAAAUCUCAAGGAAAUACCUAGAGAUCUUCCUCCUGAAACAGUCUUACUGUAUCUGGACUCCAAUCAGAUCACAUCUAUUCCCAAUGAAAUUUUUAAGGACCUCCAUCAACUGAGAGUUCUCAACCUGUCCAAAAAUGGCAUUGAGUUUAUCGAUGAGCAUGCCUUCAAAGGAGUAGCUGAAACCUUGCAGACUCUGGACUUGUCCGACAAUCGGAUUCAAAGUGUGCACAAAAAUGCCUUCAAUAACCUGAAGGCCAGGGCCAGAAUUGCCAACAACCCCUGGCACUGCGACUGUACUCUACAGCAAGUUCUGAGGAGCAUGGCGUCCAAUCAUGAGACAGCCCACAACGUGAUCUGUAAAACGUCCGUGUUGGAUGAACAUGCUGGCAGACCAUUCCUCAAUGCUGCCAACGACGCUGACCUUUGUAACCUCCCUAAAAAAACUACCGAUUAUGCCAUGCUGGUCACCAUGUUUGGCUGGUUCACUAUGGUGAUCUCAUAUGUGGUAUAUUAUGUGAGGCAAAAUCAGGAGGAUGCCCGGAGACACCUCGAAUACUUGAAAUCUCUGCCAAGCAGGCAAAAGAAAGCAGAUGAACCUGAUGAUAUUAGCACUGUGGUAUAGUGUCCAAACUGACUGGCAUUGAGAAAGAAAGUAGUUUGCGAUUGCAGUAGAAAUAAGUGGUUUACUUCUCCCAUCCAUUGUAAACAUUUGAAACUUUGUAUUUCAGUUUCUUUUGAAUUACGCCACUGCUGAACUUUUAACAAACACUACAACAUAAAUAAUUUGAGUUUAGGUGAUCCACCCCUUAAUUGUACCCCCGAUGGUAUAUUUCUGAGUAAGCUACUAUCUGAACAUUAGUUAGAUCCAUCUCACUAUUUAAUAAUGAAAUUUAUUUUUUUAAUUUAAAAGCAAAUAAAAGCUUAACUUUGAACCAUGGAAAACAGAGUGACUUAUUGGUCAAGAAAACAGUAUAGUCAUUCUACUUGCUCUAAAGAAAAACAGACAACCUUUAUGAACUCAAAGAACUAUCACAAUGAAAAAAUGUGUUAUUAAGCCCUACUGUACACUGGGGAGCCAUAGCUGAAUUACUGGCCGAGUUAAGUGUCUGUCAGACUCUAAAAUACUGAGCUUUACUAGGUGGUUAUACACAAGUGUGGCAUCCUUCAGAGGCUUAAGUCAGGAUGCCUUUUGGCAUUUACUCUUCAAAAAUAGAUAUAAUUAGCUAUUGAAUCCAAAUAAUUAUUGUACCUUUGCUCUAUGCUGGACAAAAUGGAAAAGAAAAAAGACAGCACAUAGCCUGUACUCAAGAUUACUUUCUGGUGGACUGAGGUGUGUGUGACAAAUACAGAAAUGGUUAUGCUAGGGAGGAAGGUCCUCGUAAUCAUGUAGCAUCAACAGGGUGCAAGCACUGUGAGAGGCAUUUUUAUGCUAUUAUUGUGUCUGUAAACUCGCACAACAAGAGAAGAAAGUGACAGCUGCUCUACUUACAUAGGAAAAAAACUUCAAGUAAGAGAGAUUCAUUGAGUUGCCAGGUAGAAAGUAUUAGAACUUAAAUUUGAAUCAGAUCUUUCUGUCUCCAAAGAAAGGUCUUCACAUUACCUUCCUACUGAGUUGGUUUAUAGUUAAAAGCACCUAGGUUAAGUACACAGUUCUAUGAAUUUUAAAAUAUAUAUACUCCUGGCAUCUGUCAUACAAUCAAGAUAUUGUGUCCUUGUCAUUGGCCAGAGAUAGGAGAAAGCACCUUUGGUUCUUGAGAGUAGGGAAUUGUGUGGAAGUUAUUGGUUUUAAGGUACCAUUACAGAUAAACUUGGGUGGGAUCUCAUAAGGUGAUGAUGUAGACAAGGAAGAUAGAAGAAGCAGAGGGAUACCAUAUAGGGAGGUGUUUGGGAUGAAGGAGUCCAUGCAAAGAAGUGAGAAACAAGGCUGGAACUAUAUAGUAGAGAUCUCAGUUCCAGACUAAGGAAUAAUAGAACUGAUGGCAUUUAUGGAACACUUACUAUGCACCAAGUACUUUCUUUGGAAUAUCUUAAUGAAUCCUUACAAACUCCCCUAUGAGACAGUCUUUUGUGAAUGAGAAUCAGAGACACAGGAGUUAAGUAAUUAAUACAGAGUUUGUAAGCAUAGCAGGCAUUGAAACCCAGUCUGUCAACUCCAGAACCUAUGAACCUUUUAUCCACUGUGCUGCCUUAUGGUCAUCAACUUUACUACCUAAAGUUGCUGAUUCCUCAGACCUAGAGUUUUGCAGCCUCCUACAUGAUGGUUUUAUUUUUCAAAUAGCACAAAAAUAGCCCUUUGUGAGAUUUAUGUAGGUAAGAGGGAACCUCUGCCAUUUUGAGACACUUAGCCUUCUCCAACCCAAGUUAGGGUAUCUUUGGGCCUAAUAUUUCUGCUCUCGGAAAGCCCUAGGGGUCCUAGGCAGCAAUAGUCUCUUUAAAUGUUUAUUUAUUGCAAGGGACAAUCAGGGUCAGCUAAUCCAGGACCUGUGGCGAGGCAUGCAGAGCACUGUGGCCAGGCUCUGCUCAUGGUACACACACCCCAGGGCCAUGGGCUUUUCACCCCAACCCCACCAAACUUGCUAAAAGUGUUAGAUCUAGUCUAGAAGUCUGAGGUAACUCCUAGAUGUAAAAUUCAGGAUAUAGGCCCAAGAAUUCCUGCAUCCCAGCAAGAAGGAAGCCAGACUGUCUGCUUUUACGAACUGAAUUGAGAAUUCACUUUUCCAGUGAGACUGAAGCUUUGCUGAAGAUUUAUCGCCCCCUGGAGGACAAUAGUAUAAUAUAUCUCUUCGGGUACUCUAGAAAAGAUGCCCAACUGAACUGAAAUACACAUAUUUUUUCCUAAAGAAUAGGAAAAUCAAGGCUUUGCUAAGACAACCCUUUAAAAAGGUAAAUUAAUUGUAUUUAUUUGAGUGUAUGAGUCACGUUCAUUUUAGAGAACUUUCACAAAUAAGAUAAUCCAUUCCAGGCUGCUUCUUCCAAAAUAAUCUUUGUCUUCACUAAUGGGAGCUUAUUUUCCCAAUGGUCAAUUGUAUUAUUCAAGUAAAAGUACUUGUAAAGCAAAAAUCUCUGAAAAGUUUUGUAAGCAUAGUUAUAUCCUUGUUCAGAUGCAGGAAAGUUAAAUUUCCACAUAUUCACUUUGAAAUUCUCCAUAUACAUAGAGCUGAGAGGUGUGUCAUAGGUUAAUAAUUCUCCUGCCUGAAUUCUAUGUGUAGAUUUUUAGUUAACAGCACCUUAAGUGCUUUUUAAAAAAAAAAAAGCCUUUAAGUUCGGUUGCCAUGAAUCAUGUAUAAGCCAUUGGAGGAGAAAAUUAAUUCUUUUGUUUGUUUCUUUAUUUUAAAAUAAAUACCAGGCUAUGGCACCCAUUUGUGAUCAGAAUUGAGAAGAAGCGCUCUUCCUGCCAGCUUGUGGGAAUGCUGCGUCCCCCAAGGCCAAUAGUAUAUGCUGCCAAUGAGUGAAAAGAACUAAGACUCAAGUCUGCACAGAAAAAGGCCCAACAUGCAUGCUUCAGUUUUGAUCCCAGCUUGGCCCUUAAUUUUCCAAACCCUUGCAGAUGGAGAGCUACCUAUUUUGGGACUGUAAGGUUUUUGAAAUUAACUGUCAACUCAUUAUCCAAGGCACAUACUAUCUUACCACUAUCUUACCUUCUAAAUAUUUUAAAUAACGCUUCUUUUCUCAGCCUUCUCUUUUGGCAUCUCUUUCUUAACCCCAACCUUUUAAAUUCAGAAAUACCUAGGAAUUUUACUCUAAUCUUUGACAAUGUGCUUAUCUUUGAAGCAAGGAAAAUCGGAAAACAUGCCAACCCAACUGGAACAUUUUUAACAAAGUAAUGAAAAGUUAUGUAAUGGAAGAUUUAGCUUUCAAGAACACUUUGGCAAAUUGUAAUGCAAUGAUAUACAAAAUCUGCCAGGUACGCAUUGUUCUUUUUUACGUCCUUCUCUGAUUCUUCACAAUAACUCUUGUCCUGACAUCAACAAACAUAAGGCAGUCUCAGAUGUGGGUAGGUUUUUCUUAUUGGCUUAAUACUUUCAAUUCGUAUAGUAAGUUCUCUCAUCUAUCUGGCAGAGGCAGGAAGUGGAAAAUUCUGCUUAAUUAAAUGUUUUUGUUACUACAGCUAGGUGAAUUCCUAGAUUGUUAGGGCUGGGAGAGUCUUAGGGAUGAGCUUACCUACUUAUUUUACAGGUGUUGAAAUUGAAACCCUUGCAGGCUUGCAGAUUAGCACCCGUGUCCUCACGUUCCCCAACCAGUAUCCCUUAAAGUACACUAAUUUCCUCUCUUGAUAAAUUGUUUCCCAAUCAACAAAGAAACAAUAACAUAACAAUAUACACCAUGAAAAUGUCACUGGCCAUCAGCAAGUUUCCUUGAGGAUUCAAAAGGCAUGUAAGGCUCCCACAUUGUCACAGAGUCAUAGUAAAGAAAAUUUAUGAUUCCAAAAACCCUCUUGUUCUUUCAAGAUAGGAUGAGGAGAUCAGUUUGCCUUUUAAAAUAGACCCCAGAUAACAUGCUCCAUGUUGAGCAUGACCUGGCUUCCCAGUGGAGAGAUGGAGAAAAUAAUCCUGGUGCAAGUUGCUGGAGAGGGAGAGUUGAUUAGCAUUUGUUUCCUUGAGUAACAACAUAAACCACAAGUGAUCGAGUGCAUCCCUGCUUGGCAGGAGGAGAAUGACUGUUCAUAAAUGAUGCCCUUCUCCAUUUCCAGAGCUCUUGUCAGCUUGGCUUCCCAAAGUGGUAUCACUCAUCUGUCAAGUUGAUUGGGUCUGACCCAGACAAAGCAAACCAGAGGCAAUCUCAAUUACCACACAUUUGUAAAUGUCCUGUCCAACUCAUUCUGAAGUCCAAAUAGGUGAAUCAGAAUUCGCCAAAAAAAAAAAAAAAAAAAAAAAAGGAAGAUCUGCAUUCCUCAUCCCACAUUUGCCCACACUCAUGAUAUGGAUGGUCCCAAAUGUGCCAAAUGACUUAGUGGGCUACAUACCCUCAGCCAGGGGCACUCCUCAAGGUCCAAGACUUUUUCAUCCAACUCAGGGAAAUUAUGCUGUAGAGGCCACAAGGUGAACAUAGAGUCUCAUGGUUUCAUUGGUGGAUGACAGUAAAAAGGAAAGCCACUAGUUUUAUGGCUAUAAUCUCUUCAAUAGGAAAAGAACAAGAAGCUAGUGAGGAUCACUUAAGAACCAUGUGUGUGAGUGUGUGUGUGUGUGUGUGUGUCUGCAUGCACAUUGGGGUAACAUGGAAUUGGGUUCUGAAAACAUCAGGAAAACAGAUGCUGGAAACAUUGAAAACAAAGUGUACCUGCCAAAUUUGGCCUAGGGAUGGCCUAAGUUUCAGGUUUCUGGGGAAAUUACUAGAUAUAUUUUUAAGGCUGUCUCCAAGUUGAGUGCAAACAUUUACACUUGUCACUCACUAGUGGCAACUGAGUUGAUCAAUUUCGUAAGUUGUAUUUCUUCUUUGGCUGGAAAAUGUUCUGCAUUUUGCUUACCAUUUACAAAAAAGAAUCGACGUAUUUUUUUUUCUUUCCCUGUAGAUGUCCAGGCAUCCAAAUGGCAGGAGUUCUCUGGAUCUGACCUCAAAAGCUAGGCCUGAAAUGAAUACAUUGUGGGUCUCUCUGGGGUUGGAACCAAAACCUCAUUUUUUUUUUGUUUUAUUCGUUUUAUUUUUAUUUUCUUACAAAGAAGAGUUUGUAAAACAAAAGGCAAUCUGAAAUCUGGCUGUUGGUCCAAGAAUUAACAAGCAAUCUGUUGUGCUAAUGACAUCGACUGUUGAAUAGAUUUCCAAAGAAAAUGACCCAUGGGGAGUAGGAUGAGGUUAAUUCACAGAAAGCCGGCUUCCUUGGGAUUGUCUGCAUUUCUUCUGAAGGAAAAUGUCUAAAAGAUGCUGGUCUUCCCUCAAAGUCUUUCACUCCCACAGACAGCCCUGCCAGUUCUUGGGCUCCCACAGGAGCCAACUGCUGUGAGAAGAGGUGAAUGAGAUACGAGAAAGGAAGAAGAAAAUCUCAGAAAAGUGUUGCCUGGAGUAAGUCUUUAGGAGGACAAACAGGACUGACUUAAACUGAUAUUUUCAGCACUUCACCAUUAACAAGACUUUUUAUAUUCACAUGAACUGAGGAAUCCUGUGCAUAAGCCACAGAUAAAGAAUCUCUUAUCAAAUAAUUCCACCUUUCCCUAACAAUGGUUAUCAUUUAUUUGGCACAGUGCAAGAUUCUGUUUCCAUCUUUCCUAGUUCUCACAACAUUUAUUAUCAAGUAGAUAUUAUUUUUCUCAUUUUACAGAUGAGGAAACUAAAACUUAGAAAGCAUCCUGCAAGAGCAGAGCCAGUUAGCUAUCUGCAAAGCCCUUUGCUCCACCAAUGUCACAUUGCCUAGUCCUUUCAUUUUAUGAAGUCUCAUCUUAAGACAUGAUAAGUGGAGGAGGAUAGGGAAAGACAUUUUUCUUAAUUUGCACAAGAGGGAAGUGAGGUUCUAAAGAACAAAGCAAGUCUUAGCUCACUCAGCUAGUUAGCAGAGCUUGGUGUUUGGGGACCACUGUGGUUUAUCCCUUUUUUAUACCCAUCCCUUUAGGCCCAGCUCUGAAAUCCCACAUACACCUAAAGUAAACUAGGCUCCUGGAUGGGGCAGAUGUACAUAUAGUUUUCAAUCAUGGGAAUGAUGACUUUUAUUUCAAGGUUGCUCAUGGGAUGGUGGGGAUGUUCAGGAGGGUGGUAUCACUGGCAGCCACAUGUGCCUUCAGUCCUACCAUCUGCAUGUACACCAGCCAAAUUCCAACUGGCACCUCCUGCCUCCACUUGCCUGAGGGUUUUCUGUGGCCACCAUGGCACAUUUUGCCACUUACAUAGCAGGUUUGGAAUGCUGGCGAGUUGCACCUUUCAGGUGCAAUCCUCAACCGAUGACUACUAAGAACUUGGUGUAUAAACACCCAGACCCCUCACUCUUGGAAGCAUACAUUCUACCCCAUGUUGCAGAGUUUCCCCAGCAGAAUGAAGCUCAACUCAUACAUCAAAAUAAUGGGCUUUGUGAGGGAUGAAUUCUUGCUGUCUUUCUUCCCUUGUCUCACUUUUCUACUUCCCUUUUGGUGUUUCCCAAAUAAAACUUUGGGAAACACUUCCUAAAUAAACUCUUUGCAUUCAAAUUUCAUCUCAUUGCCCACUUUUCGGGAGAACCCAACCUAAGUCACCUGAAUAUACCCUACAUCAAUACUUUCCAAACCUGGCUAAUGAUCAGACAUAUUGAGAAAGUCUUUGAAAAAUAUAAGUAUGAAUGCGUUACCCAGAUCUACUAAACUAAGAUCUCUGGAGGUUGGGUUCAUGCCUCUGUCUUUUCUGUUAAUCUCCCUUCUUCUGAAGAUUUAGUGAUUAGUCAGGAUACCAACACUGACCCAUAAAGCAUCCUGCACUAGAAAUUUUUUCUGGAACAUUGCACUUGGCAAAACUUUGCUGCCAUAAAAAAAAAAAAAGUGAACUCUGUUCCUUCGGGAAGAGUGAGUGUCAUGUGAGCCCAUAAUAAUGUUCCCUGUUUUGCCUUACAUCCUAGGAAUAUCAUGAGAAAAACAAAUCUAUGCUUCAGAUAUACAACCUCACAGCCCAUCUAGCUGUAGCCCAAUUUCCUCUACUUUUGGCUAUUUCAUUUAAGUCAUUAGUUAUUCUGAUUAUUUUAAAUUUGUUAUUUGUAUGUUCCCAUUUUAUUAUAAGUAUUUAUUUACCAUCUCUCAAAUCCUUUAUGUAAUGAAAUAAAGAAGAAAAUGACAUUUA